AUGCGUGCGAGUCCCGGGUCAGGACCCAUCAUCCCGAAAGUGAAGCGUGAGCCUGAGAUCCUCGGGCUGGUCGGCGACCCCAGCUUGAAUCGCGACAGUGGAGGGUCUGUCCGUUUCGGUGAUCGUGUACUAUGGACGUACCGUGACACACAACUCUGCAACCACAACGGGAGUGUCAACAUGCUUCCCAUCAUCACCAGUACCGCUUCUUGGUCGGACUACGACGUCAAUGGGGGGCCCAAACUCGAGCCUGUGGCACAGUCCAACCGCAUGAAGUCGGUGGUCCUCAGACAGUAUGGCAAAAACAGCCACAGCGAGAGCUUCUUCCCAUCUCCCGGUCGCCAUCUCUGUGCAUCCCCAGCCGGAAACCGUGACGAUGGCACCAGAAUCGCUCUCUGGCCAAACCAACCUCCUCUCGUCACCUCCGAGACCAGCGACGGCAACAUCACCGCAUACACAUGGGUCCCACAAUGCCACAUCAACAGCAACUUGGGCGUCGAAACAGAAAACCCCGCCACCAUCCUCUACAAAACCGAACAUCGCCCUUCCCGUCUCCACAGCCGCGACUCCCUCCCCAAAACCACCGUCGUGCACGAACACUUUUGGAAACAAGGCGAAAUCGCCUACGGCGCCUACGGCACUCUCCUGCACAACAACUACAUCUAUCUCUGGGGCCAAUGGGACCACAAAACCUCUCUCGCCCGCGUCCCUCCCAGCCACGUCGAGAACCGCGACGCCUACGAGUAUUGGGUACAUGGACAAUGGACGAGAUCAAUGCCUCGUCUGGGCUCCUCGGAGGGAAUCGAAAUCCCUCACGCGAAUGCUGGUGGUCAAGGCACGUAUUAUUUCAGUCACCAUUGGAAUUCGUUUGUCUGGAUUGGAGGGGAUAUUUUCCCGGGCGCUGAAACUUAUAUUUGUACGGCGCCCGAACCUCAGGGUCCUUGGACGCAGGCUGUGCAGUUUUAUAAAGGUCCGAUUGGAAAUCAUGCUUUGGGUGCAUAUUCCAUCCAAGCUCAUCCUGCUCUCGUGUCUCCGAAUUCGACCAAGAAUGAAAUGUACAUCACGUAUACGAAGAAUGAUGAGGCUGAACAUGGUGAUAUUGCGGGAUAUACGACUCCGUUGGUGUAUGUUGAGUUUGAGUAA
This is a messenger RNA of Sphaerulina musiva SO2202, 1143 nucleotides long. RefSeq lists its product as uncharacterized. The coding region runs from base 1 to 1143 and encodes 380 amino acids. The transcript is spliced from 2 exons. Lineage: Eukaryota; Fungi; Ascomycota; Dothideomycetes; Mycosphaerellales; Mycosphaerellaceae. The record is from RefSeq and is a predicted model, not a curated record.